UCCUAAAACGACAACAAACUCCUUUUUUAAUGUUAGCUGACACCGUUUGUUUCCCAUAUCAGCGAGCAUUUCUUUACUCCAGAACAUCACCAGAGAAGGAGAAAUGGAAAAUGUGCAUUUGGCUGUAGAGGAGGAUGAUCUUUACUCGGGUUAUAACGACUAUAAUCCGACAUUUGACUCCGAGGAGUUGGAGAAUGAUGUGGGCUUCCAGCAAGCAGUAAGAACAAGUCAUGGACGAAGACCUCCGAUGACUGCCAAAUUUCCUGGCACUGCUAUGGGAGCUCGGCCCUUAGCUUCUUCCUUUGGAUCUCGGAUGCCUUUAGCCUCUUCAAUGGGCAGACCCAUGACAGGAGCGGUGCAGGAUGGGGCAGCCCGACCAAUGACUGCUGUCAGAGCAGCAGGUUACACUUCUUCUCUGACCCGUGGCUCAACCUUUGACCCUCUGGGCCAGUCCAAAGGCCCAGCACCUCCACUUGAGGCAAAGAAUGAGGACACGCCUGAGGAGAAGAUCAAGAUCCUGGAGAAGAAAGUGAAUGACCUGAUAGAAGAGAGCUGCAUGGCACAGAGCAUAGGGGCCUUACAACUGGCUCUUGAAAAAGCCAAAGAGGCAGGAAGGAAGGAGCGAGCGCUGGUCAGACAGAGGGAGCAGUCGGGCAAUACAGACCACAUCAACUUAGACCUCACCUACUCUGUCUUGCUCAACCUUGCCAACCAGUAUGCAAACAAUGAAAUGUACCCAGAGGCCCUGAACAGCUACCAGGUCAUUGUGAAGAACAAGAUGUUCAGUAAUGCAGGUCGUCUGAAAGUCAACAUGGCCAACAUCUACUUCAAACAGAAGAACUACCCCAAAGCCAUCAAGUUCUACCGAAUGGCCCUGGAUCAGAUCUCCAACACUCACAAGGAAAUGAGGAUCAAGAUCAUGCAGAAUAUUGGCGUGGUCUUUGUGCGCACGGGCCAGUACUCUGACGCUAUAACAUCUUUUGAGCACAUCAUGAGCGAGAGUCCCAACAUCAGGACGGGCUUUAACCUCAUCCUGUGCUACUACGCUAUCGGCGACAGAGAGAGGAUGAAGAAGGCCUUUCAGAAGCUCAUCUCUGUUCCUCUGGGGAUUGAUGAUGAAGACAAGUACAUCCCAACAAAUGAUGACACCACCUCAAAUAUGGUCAUUGAGGCCAUUAAGAACGACAAGCUGCACCAGAUGGAGAGAGAUCUAAAAGUCCUGGCUGAGAAGUACAUCAUGACUGCAGCCAAGCUCAUCGCUCCGGCCAUUGAGACUUCUUUCGCUGCUGGAUUUGACUGGUGCGUGGACAUGGUGAAGAGCUCCCAGUACGUUGAGCUUGCCAACGAUCUAGAGAUCAACAAAGCCAUCACCUACCUCCGACAGAAGGACUUCAACCAGGCAGUGGAAACACUCAAGACAUUUGAGAAGAAGGACAGCAGAGUGAAGAGCGCUGCAGCCACUAAUCUCUCUUUCCUCUACUUUCUGGAGAAGGACUAUGACCAGGCUGACAGAUACGCCGAUCUCGCCAUGAACGCCGAUCGCUACAACCCCGCAGCGCUUAUCAACAAGGGCAACACAGUGUUUGUCAAACAGGACUAUGAAAAGGCUGCAGAGUUCUACAAAGAGGCACUGAGGAAUGAUUCCUCGUGCACUGAAGCCCUCUACAACCUGGGUCUGACCUAUAAGAGGCUGAAUCGCCUGGGGGAGGCUCUGGACUGUUUCCUGAAGCUUCAUGCCAUUCUGAGGAACAGCGCCCAGGUCAUGUACCAGCUGGCCCACCUUUAUGAGCUCCUGGAGGAUCCCCAACAGGCGAUCGAGUGGCUGAUGCAGGUCAUCAGUGUGACUCCCACCGACCCCCAGGCUCUGGCCAAACUGGGAGAGCUGCACGAUGGUGAAGGAGACAAAUCCCAGGCUUUCCAAUACUACUAUGAGUCCUUCAGGUACUUCCCCUCCAACAUCGAUGUGAUUGAGUGGCUCGGGGCUUAUUACAUCGAGACACAGUUCUGUGAAAAGGCCAUCCAGUACUUUGAAAGGGCAACACUCAUACAACCCACCCAGGUGAAAUGGCAGCUAAUGGUAGCAAGCUGUUACAGAAGAAGUGGAAACUACCAAAAAGCUCUGGAAACUUACAAAGACAUCCACCGCAAGUUUCCGGAAAACGUGGAAUGCCUGCGUUUCCUGGUGAGGCUGUGCACAGACAUGGGAUUGAAGGAAGUCCAAGAUUACGCCACCAAGCUGAAGAAGGUGGAGAAGAUGAAGGAGAUCAGAGAACAGAGGGUGAAGUCUGGACGGGAAGGCAGCGCUAGAGGUCGGAGAGAAGGCAGAGAGGGGAGCGCAGGGAGCGCUGAUGAUGUCAAAGCAGAAUCUAAACAGUUGAGUCCAGUGUUGGACUCAGGGAGAGACAGCGGCCACAGCAGCAGCAGCAGCAGCAUUAAAGGAGAACGUCUGAGCGCCAAGAUGAGAUCUCUUCCUGGUUCUAAUGAGCCCUACGAGACCAGCAGCCCCAAAGAACUCGAUGCUUCCUACGUGGAUCCACUCGGGCCUCAGAUGGAGAGACCAAAGACAGGAGCCAAGAGGCGAGUUGAGGAUGACGACUUUGCCGAUGCAGACCUGGGAGAUGACCUGCUGCCAGAGUAGCUGCUUCAGCCUUCAACUCCUUAUCAGGACAUUUUCUGUUUGGCACCUUCAUCAGGAAAGAACACAAAAGCCUCACCACAAAACCAGAACAUUUUAAACUCGCACCUUCUGCAGACCUUUAGAGGGUUCAGAGACUCCUCCGAAUUGAGGAGUGAGAUGUUUUUACUCCUCUCAGUCUGAUCAUCUGAGUUACUUUCUCAGAUAAUUUUGUUAAAGGUACAUGUUUACACAGUGCAGUCUGGAAGUAUUUGGACAGUUUUCUUGUGGUUCUGUGUUCCAGCUGUGGGUUUAGCAUGAAACUAUGAGGUUAAAGUGUUUUAACUUCAAUUUGAAUGUAUUUAAAUUCAUAUCUGAGUGCAGAGAUUACUUGUGGACAUGCUGUUCCUAAGAUGUUUUACUGUCACCCUGUGUGUUGGAGUUUGGUGCCAAACAAAUGGAUAAACAUUUCUCCAUUCUAAUACUUUUAAAUGCACUGUAUGUUUCCAUGUGCGAGUCUGGGAAAUCCAUCAACAUGAUGUAUGAAACAUAUGUAGUCCAUCCAUUUCAGUCCCUAUUUCAUUUGUAUUUAUUCCUAAAAUGAACAUCGAUUUUUUAAAUUAAAAUGUCUUUAUUUC
Acanthochromis polyacanthus (spiny chromis) is the source of this 3252-nucleotide messenger RNA. It is a transcript of the gene ift88, whose product is annotated as intraflagellar transport 88 homolog. The record is from RefSeq and is a predicted model, not a curated record. Gene Ontology annotation, cellular component: centriole; non-motile cilium; ciliary base. Gene Ontology annotation, biological process: non-motile cilium assembly; kidney development; intraciliary transport. The coding region runs from base 104 to 2638 and encodes 844 amino acids. Lineage: Eukaryota; Metazoa; Chordata; Actinopteri; Pomacentridae. The transcript has 26 exons. Gene Ontology annotation, molecular function: kinesin binding.